Messenger RNA from Cylicostephanus goldi, 336 nucleotides. Lineage: Eukaryota; Metazoa; Nematoda; Chromadorea; Rhabditida; Strongylidae. The record is from the annotation of a GenBank genome assembly.
AUGCUGAGAAAAAGAGAUGGGCUGGAAAAACUAGGAAAUUUGUCCAGUUCCAUUGACACUACACCAACAAAGGUCCGACGCAAAGCAAUCAAUAUUGAACCUCGCAAAUCCCCUGAAGAAGGCCAAGGUAUCGUCUUAUGUGGGGUUGACAAAUUGUACGGCGCUGUAGAACCACCAGAUGUGCGUGGCGUUGCAUGGAGACCUCCAGUUGUACAUGGAGCAAUCGGCGAGACGUCAGUGAUGCCCACAAUGUCUGUGAAGAAGAGAAAGGCAAGCAACGACUUGACUGCUGAUGAUGAAGAAAUACGCUUUAUUUGCGAAGGUUUUGCACCUUAA